AUGCCUCCGGAACGUGCCAAUGUGCCCGUGAAGCUAUCGCUACCUUUGCAAUACCAACAGGACAUCUUCACCGAACUCCGCGCCGAGGACGAGCUAGUGGUCCUUGCCCGCGGCCUGGGCCUUCUGCAGCUGGUAACGAACUUCCUCCAUUUCCACGAUGUGGCCGGAAACAAUUUAGUGUUGGUUGUGGGCGCGGAUGAAAGAGAGAAUGAGUGGAUCGGAGAGGCAUUGUCGGAGCAUAAUGAUCGUAGUAAAUCCCCAUUGGCCAGGGGGUUGAGGAUUAUCAAUACUGAGAAGGCGACGGUGCCUGUGCGCGAAGGGAUCUACUCCCGAGGCGGUAUUCUGAGUGUGACAUCCAGAAUACUGGUUACCGAUUUGCUUUCGAAAUUGCUGGACCCGGAAAAGGUGACAGGCAUGAUAAUUCUACAUGCUGAUCGAGUCAUUGCGACAUCGCUGGAAGCGUUCAUCGUGCGCAUCUACCGGCAAUCGAAUAAGAGGGGAUUCUUGAAGGCAUUCUCGGAAUCCCCAGAACCGUUUACCACUGGAUUCGCACCGCUGGCUAAUAUGCUGGGUAACCUUUUUCUUCAGAAGGCGUCUUUGUGGCCUAGAUUCCAUGUGACUGUUUCCGAGGCAUUGGAGGGAGAUCGCAAAGCUGAGGUCAUUGAACUCGAAGUUCCGAUGAGUUCCAAGAUGCGCGAUAUACAAAAUGCUGUGCUUGAGUGUGUUGAACUAAGCGUUGCCGAGUUGCGCAAAAGCAAUACAGGUCUAGAUAUGGAGCAAUGGACAAUAGACAGCGCUCUGCACAGAAACUUUGCACCUGCAAUUAGGCGUCAGUUGCAAACUAUCUGGCAUCGAGUAACCCCUCGCACGAAGCAAAUCGUCAGUGAUCUGGAGGCUCUUCAAUCUAUUCUACAUGCUCUGCUGACAUACGACUCGGUGGCUUUUGUAAAAUUCCUUGAUACAAUUGCUGCAGCGAAUGCACCACCCCCUGGAGCUAACUCAUACAACCACUCACCCUGGCUCUUUCUUGAUGCUGCUCAUGUCCUUUUCCAAACCGCAAAAUCACGGGCAUACGAGGGAAAAUUUGAUGCCACGUCGUUGGCCACAUUCUCUGCGGCAUUGCAGCCCGUCCUUGAGCCUCUGCCUAAAUGGGACGUACUGGCAGAAAUUCUGCAAGAGAUCGAACAUGAUGCCUACCUGCACCCUGUCAAUGCUGACGAAUCUAAUGGCACGAUAUUGAUCAUGUGCAGUGAAUUAAAGACGUGUCAUCAGCUUCGUGAAUUCAUUGACACUAUGCAUACUAAAAUUGGCCAAGUAUCAACCAAAAGUGAUGAGGACGAAGAUAAACUGGAUGAGGAAAGACCUUCUGGAGAAGUCAUGAUGAGACGACACUUGCGCAGCUAUCUCAAUUGGAAGAGAUCUCUUUCCAAUGUAAACAAGAAUUUAUCUGGGACUGGAGAUGAGUCGGCCAGUGGGUCAGCCAGCCCGGCUCAAAGACAGUCAGGGAGAGCACCUCCUAACAAACGUCGAAGAGUUCGAGGUGGAGGAGCAGUGAACUCCGCAGCUGCACGGGUACCGCAUGCCAGUGUUCAAACAGAAGUUGAACAGCCGACAGAAGUUGUCAACCUGCUGAAUGAAAUCCAGCCUACUGAGAUUGAGGAAGCACAAAAGAUGGAAAUUGAGAUCGAUGACCUUGAAGAUAUGGAAGACUAUUACGAGUUUUACGACAUCAACGAUCUUGUGAUUGUUCAUCCAUAUGAUGGUGAUAUGGAUGAGCGCAUUCUAGAGGAAGUCCGACCACGGUACAUCAUUAUGUAUGAACCUGACACUGCAUUCAUUCGUCGGGUUGAGGUUUACCGUAGCUCCCAUUCAGGGAGAAACGUGAAAGUGUACUUCAUGUACUAUGGAGGGUCAGUCGAGGAGCAACGAUACUUGAGUGCCGUACGUCGUGAGAAAGAAUCAUUUACUAAGUUGAUCAAGGAGAAGGGUAGCAUGGCCAUGACUUUGACUCACGAUAAGAGUGCCGAAGAUCCACAAGAACAAUUUCUCCGCACUGUGAAUACGCGUAUCGCAGGAGGUGGAAGGCUGGCAGCUACUGCAUCUCCGCCGCAAGUUGUGGUAGAUAUUCGCGAAUUCCGCAGUGCCCUCCCCUCGUUAUUACACGGAAACAACAUGGUAGUCAUCCCCGUCCAAUUGACAGUGGGUGAUUAUGUCCUCACGCCGGAUAUUUGUGUGGAGCGAAAAUCCAUUCAAGAUCUCAUGCAGUCUAUGCGAAAUGGUCGUUUGUAUAAUCAAGCGGAAACAAUGCUCCAGUACUACAAGAACCCGCUUCUCCUCAUCGAAUUUGACCAGAACAAAGCAUUCACUUUCGACGCGUUCGCUAGUACUGGCAAUAUAAGAACUGAAUCAGGAUUCUCCUCAACUGGUGCAGCGACUAGCUCCAGUAGCAGUUCCAUCGCAAACUCAUCGAAUCCUAAAGGUGCUCAGCAUUUACUUGUCCUCCUCACUCUAGCGUUCCCACGACUGAAAAUCAUCUGGUCAUCGUCUCCCUAUCAAACCGCAGAAAUAUUUGCAGAGCUUAAAAAGAACGCUUCAGAGCCAGAUCCACUUCGGGCGGUACAAUUUGGCCUGGAUGAGGAUAUCAUUGAUUUGGGAGGAUCUGGGAAUAUCAUGUCUGCGACUGGCAUUGAGCAGCGUAUUUUCAACCAGCUGCCCCAGGAUAUGCUACGAGCUGUACCUGGUGUGACGCCUCAAGCCCUUGAACGUCUGAUCUUGGAAACGGAUAAUAUCAGCGAGAUAGCCAAUAUGGAAGUGGAGCAGCUGGAUCCAUUGGUUGGGCAAGAGGCUGCUCGGAGGAUUGUUGCUUUUUUUCGAAAGAGCGUUUUUGACUAG
Molecule: messenger RNA, 2892 nt
Organism: Penicillium malachiteum
Lineage: Eukaryota; Fungi; Ascomycota; Eurotiomycetes; Eurotiales; Aspergillaceae
Product: ssDNA endodeoxyribonuclease RAD1
Exons: 6
Coding region: 1-2892 (963 amino acids)
Biological process (GO): nucleotide-excision repair involved in interstrand cross-link repair; resolution of meiotic recombination intermediates; double-strand break repair via single-strand annealing, removal of nonhomologous ends
Cellular component (GO): nucleotide-excision repair factor 1 complex
Molecular function (GO): single-stranded DNA endonuclease activity; single-stranded DNA binding; damaged DNA binding
Source: RefSeq, a predicted model, not a curated record